AUGGGUAUAACAAAUACUCAAGGAAAUGGUUGUUUUUCAAUGUUGGGUGAUUCAAGGGUUUGGCUUAUUUUUGGAUUUGUAGUGUCUGUUAAAUUUAUGUUGAUCAACAGCUACCAUUCUACUGAUUUUGAGGUUCAUCGUAAUUGGAUGUCUAUAGUCUACAAUUUACCUCUCGGUCAUUGGUAUCAUUCACAAAUUUCAAAAUGGACGUUGGACUAUCCUCCUUUCUUUGCUUAUUUUGAAUGGGUUUUGGCUAAAUUAGCUUUUUUAAUUGAUCCAAGUAUUUUAACUCUUGGGAAGGAAGAAUAUUUUUCAACCUCUACACUUUAUUUUCAAAGAAUUAGUGUUAUAAUGGCUGAUUUUAUUUAUUUUCUGGGUUGUGCUAGCGUUUCUUCUUCAUUUGUUUCCACAGAAUGGGCUGUCGGAGAGAAAUUUAUGGCUAGAGCAAAAUUGUGUCUUUUUACUCUUUUAAUGUUAAAUCCGGCUCUCAUAAUUUUGGAUAAUAUUCAUUUUCAAUAUAAUGGAUUUUUGUAUGGUUUUCUUCUUUUGUCGAUUGGGUCAAUUGCUAGAGGGGAUUUUUUGAAGGUUUUGAAUAUUUUUUUGUUUAUUUUUGGUGUUUUGGAUGUUUCGAGUUUUCAAAAUAUUUUUUAA
This is a messenger RNA of Meloidogyne enterolobii, 651 nucleotides long. NCBI's taxonomy places the organism in Eukaryota, Metazoa, Nematoda, Chromadorea, Rhabditida, Meloidogynidae. The record is from the annotation of a GenBank genome assembly.